Molecule: messenger RNA, 1731 nt
Organism: Penicillium paradoxum
Lineage: Eukaryota; Fungi; Ascomycota; Eurotiomycetes; Eurotiales; Aspergillaceae
Product: FMN-dependent alpha-hydroxy acid dehydrogenase
Exons: 6
Coding region: 1-1731 (576 amino acids)
Molecular function (GO): heme binding; oxidoreductase activity
Source: RefSeq, a predicted model, not a curated record
AUGGACGGCAUGGAACCAUUCACGCAGAAUGACCAAUACCGCAUUCCCACUGGUGCGGAAUUUAUGCCGAUGGAUCCCAUCCUCCCCUACUUCGGAAAAGAAUUGUUUAUUUCCUUGGGAGCGGCGGAAGAGCCCAAUAAUGAGGACACCCGUGCCAUAGAUUGCAAACAAGGCCCCAAUACUGUAGAACUCGGCGGUGAAGAUCUUGAGUACAACGAGGGCGAAGGAGAACUGAGAAAGAGCGGUUCGGACAUAGGCACCCUCGAAAUCGCGAAACACAACACUCGUGAGAGCUGUUGGGUGAUUCUCUAUGGCAAGGUCUAUGAUGUCACCGAUUUUUUGGGCAGCCAUCCUGGCGGUGCAAAAAUAAUUUUGAAACUUGCAGGCCAAGAUGCCACCGAGGAGUAUGAUCCUAUCCACCCGCCGGGCAUCUUAGAGGAAGAACUAAAGCCCGGAGCAUGUCUGGGGACAGUCGAUCCCAGCACAUUACCGAAGGAGGAGGCAUCCUCCGAAUCCCAAGAAGAAGUUGAGGGUCCGCCACCUAUGGAGAAUCUCCUCAAUUUGGAUGAGAUUGAGGAAGUAGCGACAAAACAAGUGAGCAAGAAAGCUUGGGCUUAUUACUACUCCGCAUCCGAUGACAAAGCCAGCAAACGCUUCAACAAUGAAGUUUACCGAUCCAUUCUCCUGCGACCUAGAGUCUUUGUGGACUGUACAACCUGCGAAUUGGACACAGCGGUCCUUGGCCAUCAACUCAAAACCCCGAUUUACGUGUCUCCUGCGGCCAUGGCACGUCUAGGUCAUCCGUCCGGCGAGGCUGGCAUUGCUGAAGCGUGUCGUAGUUUUGGAGCCAUGCAAAUCAUUUCCAAUAACGCUUCCAUGACACCGGAACAGAUUGUCAAAGACGCCGCGCCAGAUCAGAUAUUUGGUUGGCAACUGUACGUUCAGGUUGACCGUAAGAAGAGCGAGGUUAUGCUUGCUCGCAUCAACAAGCUCAAGGCGAUCAAGUUCAUUGUCCUUACCCUCGAUGCCCCGGUUCCAGGGAAACGUGAGGAUGAUGAACGAACUGGGAUGACCGGACGGACCACCACUGUGCCAAGUGGCGUCAAGGCGGCUGAGCGCUCGUCAGACGGCACUCCCAAUCCAACCGAAGGUUCUGGCGGUGUUGGUCAGCAAUUGUUCGCAGGCACCGAUCCUUCCUUAACAUGGACGAAGACAUUGGCUUGGCUUGCCACGCAGACAGAUCUCCCCAUUGUCUUGAAAGGUUUGCAGACUCACGAAGAUGCAUACCUCGCGUCACUCCACGCACCUCAGGUCAAAGGUAUCAUCCUCUCUAAUCACGGAGGACGUGCCAUGGACACUGCCCCUCCGGCGGUUCACACUCUCUUGGAGAUUCGGAGAUACUGCCCCGAGGUCUUUGACAAGAUUGAGGUAUACGUGGAUGGAGGUAUCCGUCGUGGCACCGAUGCGGUCAAAGCUCUCUGCCUGGGUGCGAAAGCAGUUGGCCUUGGACGCUCAGCUCUGUGGGGCCUAGCAGCUGGUGGAGCUGACGGUGUUCGUCGUACUUUACAGAUUCUGAAUGAUGAGAUGAAGACAUGUAUGCGGUUACUUGGAGUGGAGCGGGUUGAUCAACUAGGGCCCCAACAUAUCAACACCCGAGUGACUGAGCAACAGAUCUACGAUGGUCCUGCUGGCCUGGAGCCUUUACGCCGCGUAUUCCGUGCGAGACUGUAG